UGCUCCCCUGUUCAGCUCUCAGCUCAGCAUGGUGCCAUCAAGCCUUUCUCCCUCAUUGUUCCACAACUUAGAAAAAGAAGAGGAAAAGCACAAAAGCAGUUGCAAACAUGCAUGAUAACAAAUUCCAAUAAUUUACUGAGGAGCCUGAAGCAGGCAGGCAGCUACACAGACCUAAGUCUGUUGCUGCUGAUGCUGGCGUUGUUAGUAGCCACGGGAGAAACCUCACUCCCAAACCCAGACCCGAUAUGAUGCUUUUAUUUGCUUCUCUUUGGCUCUGCCUUGUCCUUUGUACUGGUACGGAGAGUUCUAAAGCCUGCCAAUGUCACUGUACCUGUCCACUAGACAAGUCUAUGAGAGGGUCAAGACAUCUGCACCCCUUCAAGCCCAGCUACAGAUCUCGAAGUUCCAGACUCCGACUGGAUGAAUCACCCCCUCUGAUAAUUGAACAUCCGACUGACCUGGCUGUCUGCAGGGGAGAGCCUGCUACCUUGAACUGUCGGGCAGAGGGGAAGCCUCCACCGGUCAUCGAGUGGUACAAGAAUGGUGAACGGGUGGAGACGAGCGAAGAUGACCCUCAGUCCCAGCGCACUCUUCUACCACAUGGCUCCCUCUUCUUCUAUCAGUUAAACCAGGGACGCAAAGGGAAAUCUGAUGAGGGUAUAUAUACAUGUGUGGCACGUAACCGCCUGGGAUAUGUCGUAAGCAAGAAUGCAUCACUUUAUGUGGCAUCCUUGCGGGAUGACUUUAGACUGCAGCCAAGUGAUGUAGUGGUGGCCUUGGGUGAACAGGCAGAAAUACAGUGCUUGCCACCUCGAGGCUACCCAGAGCCCACCGUCACAUGGAAGAAGAAUGGGGCACCUCUGAAUGUAAAAGACGACCGUUACAGAAUCACUGUUGGCAAGCUCAUCAUUUCCCAGACUCACUGGAGUGACUCGGGAGUGUACAUCUGCAUAGCGAUGAAUAAAGUGGGACGGCGGGAGAGCAGGGCUGCACGUAUGUCCAUAUUAGAAAAGCCGACCUUUGUCCUGAGGCCGAGUGAUGUGACAGUAACAGCUGGGGAUACCGUGACAUUUCCCUGUGAGGUCCGUGGUGAUCCAAUGCCACGUGUACACUGGCUGAAGGAAAAUGGUGACCUUCCCACAGGGAGGUACGAGGUGAACUCUGACAACACAAUAACGAUACACUACACUACUCUCAAUGAUGCAGGCCACUACACCUGCCUAGCAGAAAAUCUGGUGGGUGCAGCCUCUGUGUCCAUCUCCCUCUUUGUGCAAGAUGCUGUUGAUUCUGGCCAGAGAGACAAGGAGAAAGACACUCAUCGGGAGUUGUUGGAUGUUAGGAUUUACCUUGACAACGUUACUGUUCUUCCAUCAUCUGCACAUGUCUAUCUCCACUGGAAGGUUAUUUCCCCAUCCCAAUACAUCGAAGGAUUUAUGGUUUCCUUUCGUUCUCUGCUACCUCUGAGUGUGGAAUGGAUGGAGCAGCAGGUUGCCCAGCCCCUUGAGAGGAGCAUGGUCCUGACUUCCCUAAAGAGGGGCUACAUGUACGAGUUCAAGAUUCAGGCAUACAGUGGCAGAUUCCGCAGUCCAGACAGCAAUACAAAGCAUGGAAAGGUUCCCGAGGAAGUGCCGGAUGCUGCUCCCCACAGUGUGAUUGUAGCAACGACGGAAAGUAGGAAUGGCAGCAUUGUGAUCAGCUGGGAACCCCCUCCUCCUGAGUCACACAACGGCAUCAUUAAAGGUUACAAGGUUUGGUGUUUUGGAAAUGAGACUCAACAUCACAGAAAUUGGACAGUGGAUGGCAGUACACACCGCCUGGAGAUUCCUGCACUGAAUUCUGGGAUUGAAUACCAUGUGCAGAUUGCAGCCAUCAAUGGUGCUGGAGUUGGAGUACACACCAAACCACAAUCUGUCUAUCUAGACCCUUCAGCUCAGGAAAAGUCAAUGGAGUCUUCGAUCCUUGGACUGGUGCUGGAGAUUGUGAAGCAGCCAGUUUUCAUUGCGAGUGCUGGGAGUGUUCUCUGGGUCAUCCUGAUGAUUUUCAGCGCGUGUUUGUACUGGCACCGCCGCACAAGAAGCUGUCAAAUUCAGAAGAAACGCAGGCUCAGCAAAGGCUUGUACAGACUGGAUAAUGAAGACAUUAUUAUCAAGCACAGGAUGAACCUGACUGACUCUCCCUGGUUGUCGAAUUCCUGGAAAUCAAACAGCUGCUCCAAGAGCUUCAGUCCUGGGAAUAGUCAGCCUCUCUGGCUCCACGGUCAGGAGAAACAAGCGGACUGGUCAACCGGUUCAUCAAUUGAGAAGGACCAGGGUUUGAGAGACCAAAACCCCUUGAUAUUACCCGAUAACAGUCUGUAUGGGACGUUCAGUGUUGAUAUUAAAGGAAAGGAUUUGAAGACGUUUAGCACGCCUCUCUCACAGAGAUCUACAAACUCGAGCUACACCAUCCAGGUGACUCCAAACCAGAGUCCUUUGCCAUUACUGAAAAACAACACCAACAGAAACAACAUCAACAGCUUUGGCCAGGAGGUCACAAAGCUACAAUGGAAACCAACACCCUACCGACAGGCCAAUCCAGAAUCGUGGGACAAAAACUGCAAUAACGAAAGUAACAGAUCUGUGAUCACUGUCGGUCGGAACCCAAUUACCAGUCCAGGAUUCAGCCGCAAAGGUGAUGAGAAAAAGGUGAUGAAGACUUUCUGUUCACCAAAGAUCCAGCAUCACAAUUUCAGACUCAAAUUGGUGGAUGCUCUCCCACCUCCACCACCUCUCCCAGUAGAGCAACGUCAGCACAUCCAUAGCACACAGCAAGGGUCAAGCAAAUCUAAGAAGCUGUCCGAAUCCAGCAUGAUGUCCGCAGGAGCACAGAGAGAGGGAAGCUGCUCUCCUCUGGAAGAUGAUGAGAUGUCCUAUCAGACCACAUGCUACAGCCGCCUGUCCACUGCCACCCUCUCACUGUCAGCAAACGACGGCGCGGACAACAGCCACCGGCCAGAACCAGUCGAUCAGUUCCUGGAGCUGACAGAUGAGGGUAACCUAAGGCACUUCACAGACAGCUCAUCCUCCUUUCAAAGACCUUUCUCGCCUCCCCACACGUAUGGGUACAUCUGUGGGCCACUGCCCUCCGACCUGGAAACAGAUGAUGCAGACUACGAUGAUGAGGAUGAUGACCUGGAUGUGGAGGUGGCCCGUGUGAACUCGCGCAGGUUCUUCCACAGACUUUGCCGCACUCCAACCUCCAGCAUCAGCGAGUGCGAGAGCUCCCUCGCUGGCUCGUUGGCCAAUGGCUGGGGCUCUGUCUCCGAGGACAAUUUCACCAGUGCCCGCUGCAGCAUGGUCAGCUCCUCCGAUGGCUCCUUCCUCAUGGAUGCCAACUUCGCCCAGGCCCUCGCUGUGGCAGUUGACAGUUUUUGCUUCAGUCUGAAACAAACGGAGAUGGCAACUCCUUACGCAGCUCUCCCUGCAGCCUCCUCUAUGCCUGCUGCCUUCUCUGAUGCUGGGCUAUCAUGUAAUCGCUCUGAAGGAUCAGAGGCCACAAGUGAACCUGGUCAGAUUUGGGAUUGGAAUAUGUCUUGGGCUGAUGAGAUAGAAGACAGAAUCUCCCAAAAGGAGGAAAUGGCAGCAAAGAAGCAGACUGCUACUGGAAAAGACCCCAGUGGACUCUUCAACAAAAUGUCAGACCAGCAACAACAGGCCACAUAUACCACUGAUGGAUACAACUCCAAAUUGGACAUCCAGGCAAACCCUGCGCUGAAUGCAGUACAUGUAUCAUUCGCAACAGUCGGAGCCCCGGUACACAAGAGUUUUGCUGUUCGGAGGAAAGUGGAGAAAGUUGGAUUAAUGAAUUUUCCAACAGAUACCAAUGGUCUUACCAUGGUUAAGGUCUAAGAACAUGAGUGGAUUGGAAUUCCUGACCCAUCCCUGUACAUACAGAAACCUACAGACAUCAGGAUCCAGAUCCAUAAGGAUGGCUGUUUGUAGGAUGGAGACAUUCCAAUGGUUAUCGAUGGGCACUUAGUCAUUUACAUUUUUACUCAACAAGACUGCACUUAUCAAAAUGGAGGAGGUUUCAACGUGUAGUCUGUGUAGCAUUUAUAGGGAACUUGGUAGUUUUGAACCACAAAGGGCCAGACAGCUAAACUUGCAACCUAUUCAAAAUCCAGAGCUACAAACAAAACAGCGAGUGUGUACAGUCAGAUUUUAGAAAACAGUGAUAUGAAGAGUGACUGACUGGAUCUAGACAUUGGUUUGUAGAUUGUGUAGAUAGACAUGUGAGGCCCGAAUGGGGGAGAUGAUUAAAUUCAAAAGUAAGGCUGUUGUUCUUGGAGUUUCUGAGUACGUGUACACAGACAUCCUGCCAGCAUACAUCAGCUUUUAACUUAUCUCAUUACUAAUUAAUCUAACACAUGUAUUUAAAUAAAACUGACCUUGAAAGCCAGUCUGGAGUGACAUUAAAAACUCAAUAAUAUACAUCAAAGAAGUCCAAAGUCUCAACGAUAUAAGGUCAGUUGAGACGAUGGUGUUGGAUGACAGCUCACCAAUAUCCAUUGCCUAUUAUUAGUCAAAGAUGAAAAUAGAUCAAAGCGGAUGGUUGAAAAAAAAAUCAUCACCUAACAAACUUGCGAGGCCCUUUCUCUGAAGACCUAGUAUUCGCAGUAAGUUACUUCCGUUCCGAGUGUAAAUCUAACUGUACUUAUUAUUUUCCUGAUAAAAAAAAACAUUUUAAAAAGAAAA
Chiloscyllium plagiosum (whitespotted bambooshark) is the source of this 4733-nucleotide messenger RNA. It is a transcript of the gene robo4, whose product is annotated as roundabout, axon guidance receptor, homolog 4 (Drosophila). Gene Ontology annotation, molecular function: protein binding. NCBI's taxonomy places the organism in Eukaryota, Metazoa, Chordata, Chondrichthyes, Orectolobiformes, Hemiscylliidae. Gene Ontology annotation, biological process: cell-cell adhesion. The record is from RefSeq and is a predicted model, not a curated record.